Malania oleifera is the source of this 1690-nucleotide messenger RNA. Its product is annotated as G2/mitotic-specific cyclin S13-7-like. The record is from RefSeq and is a predicted model, not a curated record. The transcript has 8 exons. NCBI's taxonomy places the organism in Eukaryota, Viridiplantae, Streptophyta, Magnoliopsida, Santalales, Ximeniaceae. Gene Ontology annotation, cellular component: centrosome; nucleus; cyclin-dependent protein kinase holoenzyme complex. Gene Ontology annotation, biological process: regulation of cyclin-dependent protein serine/threonine kinase activity; mitotic cell cycle phase transition. Gene Ontology annotation, molecular function: cyclin-dependent protein serine/threonine kinase regulator activity. The coding region runs from base 43 to 1464 and encodes 473 amino acids.
AGAGAGAAAGAGAGAAAGAAGAAGAGAGGGUAGAGAGAUUGUAUGCGAUUCGAGGUGGCUACCACAAACGAAGAAGGAGAGACGCUCAACGGUCGUCUCCAAUCGUUUCUGUCGUCACUGUUGACGAGCAUUGGAGGAGUCUUUGGCCAUUCUCAGGAAGAAUCAGAGAUGGCUUCAAGACCUGCUGCUCCCAUAGAAGACAAGCAGAAGAAUGCACCAGCAGAAGGAAGAAAUCGCAGAGCGCUGAGAGAUAUUGGAAAUCUUGGGAAACAUGUCGAAGGGAAGCCUCAAACUAACAACGCCACUCGCCCCGUUACAAGGAGCUUUUGCGCAGAAUUGCUAGCAAACGCACAAGCACAUGCAGAGAAGAACCGGAAACCACUUGCAGAGGUUGUCAAUGGAGGGGCUGCUCUUAGAGUUGCAGCAGGAAAAGGGAAACCUGCUAUGAUGUUGGGGGCUCAAAACAAGACGGCAAGUCCUGAAAAAGGAGCUGAGAGCAAGGAAAGAAUAACCGUUACUGGACAAAAAUCAAGUGAGAGGUCAUCAAAGAAGAAAGCCAAGGCGGCGGCAUUCUCUUCAAUCCUCACAGCUAGAAGCAAGGCUGCUUGUGAGGUUGCUAAUAAACCAAAGGAUCCAGUGGUGAAUAUUGAUGCAGAGGAUGCUAAUGAUGAAUUAGCAGUAGUGGAAUAUGUGGAUGAUAUCUAUAAGUUCUACAAGCAUACAGAGGAUGAGAAUCAAAUUGUAGACUACAUGGGUAAACAGAAAGACAUGAAUGGCAAAAUGAGAUCAAUUCUUGUGGACUGGCUAAUUGAAGUUCAUAACAAAUUUGAGCUCAUGCCAGAGACCCUUUAUCUUACUAUAAACGUUGUUGAUCGAUACCUGUCAAUGAAUUUUGUUUCGAGGAAGGAGCUUCAGCUAGUUGGCAUUGGCUCGAUGCUCAUUGCCUGCAAGUAUGAGGAAAUUUGGGCACCAGAGGUGGAUGACUUUGUCUGCAUAUCAGACAAGACCUAUACCAAGGAGCAAAUACUUGUCAUGGAGAAAUCAAUCUUGGGAAAGUUGGAAUGGCACCUAACAGUUCCUACGCCAUAUGUCUUCCUCGUUCGGUAUAUCAAGGCUUCUGUUUCGCCAGACAAGGAGAUGGAGAACAUGGUGUUUUUCCUUGCUGAACUCGGUCUGAUGCACUACUCUACCGUAGUACUCUACCGCCCCUCGGUGAUUGCUGCUUCUGCAGUUUAUGCUGCCCGCCUUACCCUUGACAAGAACCCUUCCUGGAGUGAAACACUAAAGCACCACACAGGCUAUUCUGAAGAUCAACUAAUGGAUUGUGCAAAGCUCUUGGUUAGCUUUCACUUGGGAGCUGCAGAAGGCAAGCUGAAGGCUGCGUACCGUAAGUUCUCGAAUCCAGACCGGGGCACAGUGGCACUUCUGCCACCAGCAAAAACUCUCUUGGCUGCUGCAGAGUGAAGAUUCUUCCGAGGCUCUUUUGGGGGUGAUCUUAAUAUAUAAGAUGUUUGUGUUGCCACUCAGUGAGUGUGUGGGUAUUUGGAGAUCACUCUUUUGAUGAUCUAAGUUAGGGGUGAUAUUUGAUAGUGGUGUGAGUUAUUCUUUUGGUUUAGUAAGAUAUGUGUUAGCCCUGUGACUUGGCCUCUAAUUUGAUUUAUGACAAGUAAAAUUUAUAUUCGUUCAUUCA